Messenger RNA from Kwoniella mangroviensis CBS 8507, 1845 nucleotides. RefSeq lists its product as uncharacterized. Lineage: Eukaryota; Fungi; Basidiomycota; Tremellomycetes; Tremellales; Cryptococcaceae. Bases 1 to 1845 code for a protein of 614 amino acids. The record is from RefSeq and is a predicted model, not a curated record. Gene Ontology annotation, biological process: transmembrane transport; oligopeptide transport. Gene Ontology annotation, molecular function: transmembrane transporter activity. The transcript is spliced from 9 exons. Gene Ontology annotation, cellular component: membrane.
AUGAGUCAAGUAGCUCCCACUUUAGAUCUGACUUCAGCGCCUGUCCCACCUCCGGCUCUACCUGGUGGUAUCAAGCACAGCGACGAGGAAAAGAAAGACUCAAUUCUCGACGCUGACUCCGGAGUAGCCAAUGGUCAUACAUUGGACUCUAAAGAGGGUGUGGAGCCUACCGAUGAAGAGUAUAAGACGUUGAGAAAAGUCCCCGCUACGAUUCACUGGCCAGCGGUUGCCCUUUGUCUCGUGGAGAUUGCCGAGAGAGCAUCAUACUACGGAUCAAAGAAACCAUUCGCAAACUUUGUCCGUGGUGCUUUACCCAAAGGCGGUAAUGGUGCGGGAGCAGUCGCAAAAGGAGCAGCAGGAGCGAAUCAAACUGCCGGUGCAUUGUGUAUGGGAUCGGUAGCUGCUUCGGCUGUCACUUCGACGUUCACUUUCUUGAGUUAUGUCAUUCCGAUCCUUGGUGGUAUCGUGGCAGAUAAUUAUUGGGGAAGAUGGAGAACAAUUUGCGUCGGAGUGGCUGUUGGAGUAGUAGCUCAUGUCAUCCUGGUCAUACCUGCGAUUCCAUCGGUCAUCGCCAGUGGACACGCUUUCCCACCUUUUAUCAUCUCAGUAAUUAUCUUGGCAUUCGCAGCAGGAUUCAUCAAACCUUCUUUAGCACCUUUGAUGUGUGAUCAAUCACCGGUGAAGAAACCAGUGGUCAGGACAACCAAAUCUGGCAAAAGAGUGAUUUUUGAUCCUCAAGUGACUAUCCAACGGUACAUGCUGAUCUUCUAUUGGUGCAUCAACAUUGGCUCCUUCUGGAUGAUCGCCGAAUCGUAUGUCCAGCGAUUAGUAGGAUUCUGGUUAGCCUAUCUACUCCCAGGAAUAAUUUAUAUCUUGGUACCCAUCGUGCUGGUGGUGGUGUACAAGAGAUUGUACUUUGCUCCAUCUCAGGGGUCAGUCCUGGUCGAAACACUAAGAGUGUGGAAGGGGCUAUACAGGCGAAAUGGGUUCUGGAAAGCUUUCAAAGGUGGCGAUCAAGCUUGGAACGAGGUCAAACCGUCUUAUAUCAUCGAGAAAUACGGCUCCAUCGAUGAUAAGAAGAUCAUAUGGGAUGAUCGAUUCGUUGAUGAAGUCAGGCAGACACUCGAAGUCUGUGCUGUGUCGUGGUUAUUGCCGAUUUACUACCUCGCUGAUGGAGGAAUAGGUAACAUGGAGAAUGACAUGUCCGCGGCAAUGACCCUCAAUAACAUCCCCAACGAUCUGUUUGGCAACUUCAACCCUUUGUGUAUCAUCGUAUUCACCCCAAUCGUCGGAUUGAUGUACAGGUGGUUCGAGAAGAUCGGUCGACCCAUUCGACCCAUGACCAGACUCAGUAUUGGAUUUGCACUCGCUACAAUCAACAUGAUCAUCGACUGUGAAUUGGGUGUAUCCCCUGUCCCAUUGGCUUGGCAGAUCCCUCUGAGCGCAUUGCCAGGGAUAGGAGAAAUAUUUAUUGCUGUGACUGCGUAUGAGAUCGCUUAUACGAGAGCACCAGCCAGGAUGAAGUCUUUGGUAGUCGCUAUUACCCUCUUCAAUCAGGCCAUAUCAGCUGCGAUUGGACUCGCUCUCAGUGAUGUGAUCAAAGACCCAUACUUGAUUUGGCCAUAUGUCGCUCUGGCAGCAGCCAAUUUCCUUUGCAUCUUCAUCUGUCCAACUGUCUUCCGUCAUCUCAACGAACCGAUCAAGGAAUUUGCAAACAUCGAUCGACAAGCUGGAAAGGAUCAGCCCAAUUACCACAAAGAGGCUGCUGCAGCGAGGAUUGAGGAGGUAGAGAAUGGGAAUGGUGGAAAGUCAAGGUGGAAUAUCUUCAAGAGUGGAAAGGCAUAA